Messenger RNA from Carassius auratus (goldfish), 1143 nucleotides. RefSeq names its product protachykinin. The record is from RefSeq and is a predicted model, not a curated record. Lineage: Eukaryota; Metazoa; Chordata; Actinopteri; Cypriniformes; Cyprinidae. The transcript is spliced from 5 exons. Bases 100 to 402 code for a protein of 100 amino acids.
CCAGCACUAUUUAAACCGAGCUGCUGUUUGCAUCACAUCUGAGCACAGAUACAGUAAGUUUGGUUUCAGACUCAUGAACUCCACCAACCUCACGGCAUCAUGAAGAUCUUCCUGCUGAUUCUCCUGCUGGUGUCUGCUUUGUCAGAUAUUUUGUGCCAGAACGUCAGUCCUGAUGAGGAUAACUGGAUGAGUGCCAGGUAUCCAGACCAGGUAAAUUUGCUAGAAUCUGACCUAAAGUCGAUGUUGGAAGGGGUCAGCCGAACACCUGGUCUACAACAGGUUUUUGGUCUAAUGGGGAAAAGAUCAUCUGCAAAAUCACAGAUAACACGAAGGCGGCAGAAAUUCCAGACUUUUGUGGGUCUAAUGGGAAAACGUAAUGUGGUUGAACCAGGAUCCUUCUAGGAAAAAGGCUGAAACUGAUAAUUCCAGGUUCAGAAAUAACUAAAAAAUAAAUAAACAAAAAGGUAAAUGUUAUUUGGGACAUUGCAUUUGUCUUCUAUACAUGAUAUUACCACCUCCAUGCUUUACUGGAGGAAUGCAUGUUGGUGUUUUAUCUGUCACUUGGAUGUUAAAUACAGCUGGAUCAAACAAAAACUGUGUCCUUUUUUCCGGCUGCAAAGAAUCGAAAUGUGAUUAUUUUCUAUACCCACUGUAUAUACAUGUAUAAGUUAAAGAUUAAGUUAAAAAUGUUUAUCAACUGAUCAAAAUGAUUAAAAAUGUAAUUCAUAAUUAUAAUACUGGUGCCACUUUUCCUUUAUACGCUUUAAACAUGAAUUAUUCUUGACAGUUCAGUGUAUUCUUGCUAUGUAACUGUAAAACCUAUUUGGAAAUAUUUAUUAUAAAUUAAUACAAACAUUAAAAAUUUUAAUCACCACUACUUUGAGGUGUGUUUUAAUGCGAUACAAUGAGGGAUGAACGCGUGACAACUGCCAAGUAACAAGAUCAUUUCAAUAUUAUGAUCAGUGUUUCUUGUACAAAAACGUUGUUGUGGGUAGAUUUUUAGUAGUUUGAAUGUUUAUUAAAAAACAAAACAAAAAAACACUUAUGACGGUUGCCAGUCUUGUUUCAGCAAUCUAAAUGAUCAACCUGUAUCAUCACAAGUUUAUUAAGAGACUGUACAAUAUGAAUGAAAAAACUGAAAAA